AUGCUCCGUUGUACUUCUCUUGCGCACCUUCGGGUGCUGUGCCUGACGAUGCUGCCUGACGGCGGAGCACUUACGCCGGCACUGCGUAAGUUGGGCUACACCCCCUACACCCUUCGCUCCACGUACCAGCAAGGUCACGCCAGCACUCACCCUAUCGCGUGGUCCCGGCUGCUGGACGGCAAAACAAGUGCGCUGCCUGCCAAGGUGCUGGCGGACUACGACGCGGUUGUUGGUCCACCGGGUGCCAUGGUGUAUGACGUGCUGCUGGGCCAGGCACCGAGUUAUACCAAGAUUAUCCUGGUCGAGGAGACGGAAAAGGACAAGUGGGCAGAGGAGUACGAAGCAUACCUGGAGCGCUUGCAGAUCUCGACGAAGCGCGCCUCGCAGAAUCGAAUUACGAAAGCCUUUCAGCUCAUGAUAGCCAAGAUGGUCGUUGGUGGUGAUGCUUCCGGAGCGGCGAUGGAUGCUCCAGUCGGGGCCGCGUCGUCUCUGAGCACGAGAGAAUCGAGAGGCUGCAUGAUAUCUUCCUCCGGUGCCUUGCGUCGCUCCUUCGCUGCAGAGGCGACCGAGUUGAAGCGAGGCUUCUGUGGCAGCAAAGGGCUUUCUGCCACACCUGUGAAUGACCUCAGCGACGAUUCUCGCGGUACGGCAACGGCAGAACGGGAAAGACAGGAGGAGACGAACAACGCGAACGAUGGCCAACUGCGACAUCCGCGUGCUGUCGCGCUGCAGUUGUACGAGGAGAGUGUGAAGAUGUCGAUUCCGCGCAGUGCGCUGCUUGUGUAUCGCUACGGCGACGGCUGGGAGCCGCUCUGCUCAUUCCUCGACAAGCCGAUUCCUUCUGCUCCCUUCCCUGAGUACGAUGACGGCCUCCGUGUGCUCGGGAACCUGCAAGAGCGAAUCGAUCGAGCACACGCGCUGCAGUACCUGGUGGGCGGCGUCUGUGUGGUGUGCGCACUAGUGACGGUGCUGCCCCGUUGUGAAGGCAUUGUGAGGUUUGUGAAGGAUCUGUACGCGGACUACCAAGUAGCCUUUGGCCCUGACAGCGCUGCCUCUGCGAGGAAGACUGUCGGUGGCGGCUCUCUGCAAACGGACGCAGAGAAGUUCGAGGCUGCGUGGCAGAAGCGUGGCGGCGCUGUGACGCUCACAACGAAUGAGUGCCGGAGCCUGGCGAAGUCACCUCUGUAG
Messenger RNA from Leishmania braziliensis MHOM/BR/75/M2904, 1188 nucleotides. RefSeq lists its product as hypothetical. The transcript has a single exon. The coding region runs from base 1 to 1188 and encodes 395 amino acids. Lineage: Eukaryota; Euglenozoa; Kinetoplastea; Trypanosomatida; Trypanosomatidae. The record is from RefSeq and is a predicted model, not a curated record.